UGGAUUGACCACACAUACCUGUACAUGCAUAUGCUGAAGGAUCCAGCACUCUACAGUGUUGGUGUUGACUACCUCGAGGAUGAUCCGGCACUGGUGCAGAAGUGUGUGGAUAUCGCGCACACGGCCGCCAUCAUUCCUGAGAAGUGCCAUCUCAUCAAGUACAAGUGGGCACCUGGACGGUUCCAUGGCACUGAGCUAGGUCACAUUGCCUCUUAUUACUACGUGAUACACAACUCGAUGGUGAUGUACAACCAGCAUCUCAGGCCAACAAUAACAACACUGGAGCUUUUUAGGGUAUUUGCUCUGUCCAAUGAGUUC
Laetiporus sulphureus 93-53 is the source of this 318-nucleotide messenger RNA. RefSeq lists its product as uncharacterized. The record is from RefSeq and is a predicted model, not a curated record. Lineage: Eukaryota; Fungi; Basidiomycota; Agaricomycetes; Polyporales; Laetiporaceae. The annotation marks the transcript as partial. The transcript has a single exon.